This is a messenger RNA of Macroventuria anomochaeta, 414 nucleotides long. RefSeq lists its product as uncharacterized. Bases 136 to 354 code for a protein of 72 amino acids. The record is from RefSeq and is a predicted model, not a curated record. Lineage: Eukaryota; Fungi; Ascomycota; Dothideomycetes; Pleosporales; Didymellaceae. The transcript has a single exon.
CUCAGCAUCUUUAUUUGCUGCUGGGAUAAUCUAAGCCGGCCUUAUGUCACUUCUAUCUGAUCUUGCAAAACGUCCUUCAACACCACACUAGGACCUGAGCCCAUCCUUCCUUGCUCACAAUAUUCCUUUCAACCAAUGGCUACCUCCUCCUCUUCUUCCCCUUCCUCUCCUUCUUCCCCUUCUUUCCCAUCCCCGCCCGCAUAUUCAGCGCAUUCAUCUUCGAGUCCACUCUGGAAAAUCAAGAAUGCUAAGUACCGGUCCACUUUGAAGGAGGGCCAGCCGAGUAUAAAAGAUCUCCAGAACCACCUUGAAUACAUCAGAGAUCCGCACUUUACAAGCGCAGUCAGUGGUUAGAGCAUUUGAACCAGACGACUUCUAAUGUCUCCUCGCAGUACGGUCCAGAUCACAUAUCAC